Kwoniella botswanensis is the source of this 2256-nucleotide messenger RNA. Its product is annotated as spermidine synthase. NCBI's taxonomy places the organism in Eukaryota, Fungi, Basidiomycota, Tremellomycetes, Tremellales, Cryptococcaceae. The coding region runs from base 1 to 2256 and encodes 751 amino acids. The transcript is spliced from 12 exons. Gene Ontology annotation, molecular function: saccharopine dehydrogenase activity. The record is from RefSeq and is a predicted model, not a curated record. Gene Ontology annotation, cellular component: cytoplasm.
AUGGCUCUCACUCACCCCAACGUUGUUGACGGCUGGUUCAGAGAGAUCAACCCACAAUGGCCAGGUCAGGCUAUGACUCUCAAGGUCAAGCAAAUCUUGCACACUGAGAAAUCUCUCUUCCAAGACGUCCUCGUCUUUGAAUCCGAGACUUACGGUAACGUCCUUGUUCUUGACGGUGUCAUCCAGUGUACCGAACGAGAUGAAUUCUCCUACCAAGAAAUGAUUGCCCACCUUCCUUUAGCAUCUCACCCUAAUCCCGAGAACGUAUUAGUCAUUGGUGGUGGUGACGGUGGUGUUAUCCGAGAAGUCCUCAAGCACAAAUCAGUGAAGAAGGUCACCCUUUGUGAUAUCGAUGAGGCCGUCAUCAGGGUCUCCAAAGAAUGGCUUCCUAUCAUGUCUCAGUGUUACAAAGACCCUCGAGUCGAAGUCCACAUUGGUGAUGGUUUCAAGUUCCUCCCCGAACACAAGAACGAAUACGAUGCCAUUAUCACUGACUCCUCUGACCCUGUUGGUCCCGCCGAGGCCCUUUUCAAAGCUCCUUACUUCCAACUUCUCAAAGAAGCUCUUAAGGAGGACGGUCACAUCUCCACCCAGGCUGAAUGCUUGUGGAUCCACCUUCCAUUGAUCAAGGAACUCAAGGAAACCUGCAAGAAGCUUUUCCCAGUUGUCAAAUACGGUUACACCACUAUCCCCACCUACCCUGCUGGUCAGAUCGGUAUCAUGGUCUGCUCAAAAGACGGCAGCAGAGAUGUCACUGUUCCCCUCCGAGCCGUCCCAGACACCAAGUACUACAACUCUGAUGUUCACCGAGCUGCCUUCACCAUCCCUGAAUUCGGUCGAGCCAUGCUCGAAGAUGGUAUCAACGUCAUGCCUAAAUUCUCAGGUGUCCGACCAGGUCCCGCUUCCAACCAAACCACCAAGAAGAAGGUCCUCCUCCUUGGUUCAGGUCUUGUCGCUCCUCCCGCCGCCGAAUACAUUACCAAACAUAACCACGAGCUUACUGUCGCUUGUCGAACUUUCGCUACUGCCGAAGCUCUUUGUGCCAACCUUCCUAACGCUACUCCCAUGUCCGUGGACGUCGGUUCUCCCGAUGCUUUGAGACAAGCCAUCAAAGGUCACGAUGUUGUUGUAUCCCUCGUUCCCUACACCUAUCACGCCUCAGUCAUGGAGGCUGCUCUCGAAGAGAAGGCUCACGUCGUCACCACUUCUUAUGUCAACCCUCAAAUGAAGGCUCUUCACCAAAAAUUCGUUGAUGCCGGUUUGAUCUGUUUCAACGAGAUCGGUGUUGACCCUGGAGUCGACCACCUUUGGGCUAUCAAGACCAUUGACGAGGUCCACAAGGCCGGCGGUAAGAUCAAGAGCUUCUACUCUUUCUGUGGUGGUCUCCCUGAACCUGCCGCUUCGGACAACGCCCUUGGUUACAAGUUCUCUUGGUCCCCUGUCGGAGUGCUCAUGGCGCUCAAUAACGACGGUCGAUUCUACAAGGAUGGUCAGAUCGCCGACGUUGCCGGUAAAGACCUCAUGUCCUCCGCCAAACCAUACUACUUCACCCCCGCUUACAACCUCGUUGCCUACCCUAACCGAGACUCAUCCGUCUUCAAGGAAUUCUACGGUCUCAAGGACGUUGAGAAUUUGGUUCGAGGAACUAUGCGAUACGCUGGUUUCUGCGAAGUCAUCACCGCUUGGAAGGAGAUGGGUCUUUUGGACGAUACUCCUCGAGAUGAUCUCGCUAAGGAUGCUGCUCCUGUUACAUGGCUCGAAUUGAUCGCUAAAUCCAUCGGUGUCGAUGCUAAGGAGACUGCCGUCAUUGAAAAGCUCAGAUCACUCAAAUCAUUCGAGAAAGACGCCAAGAUCCUCAUCGGUAAAUUCCGAGGACUCGGUCUUUUCUCUUCUGAGAAGGUCACUCCUAGAGGUUCGAUCAUGAGAACCCUCUCUGCUCUCCUCGAAGAGAAAUGUCAAUUCCAACCUGGAGAAGUUGACAUUGUCUUGCUCCAACACACCUUCGAGAUUGUCAAUGCUGACGGGACUGAGCAAACUAUCACUUCUACCCUUGAGGCUUACGGUGAUAGAAACGGUGGUCACUCCGCUAUGGCCCGACUUGUCGGUGUUCCAUGUGGUGUCGCUGUGCAAUUCAUCCUUGAAGGUGUCCUUACCACCCCUGGUGUCCUCCAACCAUACGACGAACCUACAUGUAAAUUAUUCAGAGACAGACUCGAAAAGGAGGAGAACAUCACUAUGAUCGAGAAGGUCAUCUAA